AAAACACACGAGGUUAAUCGAUUGUUUUGUCAUAAAGCAAACAAAGCGAAGAUUAGAACGUCGCGGUGUUUCGAUUGAUGUUUUAGAAACUGCAAUGCUUUGGAUGUUAGCGUUUGUUUCGGUUUCCCCAGAUAGUCAUGUCUGACAUGGUGGCUCGUAGUGAGACAAUAUGGGCGUACCAGUUCCGUGUUGUUCUGCUUGGUGAUUCUACAGUGGGAAAGUCGGCUUUAUUACGAAGAUUCACCGAUGGUUGUUUCUUAGAGGUAUCCGACCCCACAGUAGGGGUGGACUUUUAUUCUCGUCUCAUAGAAAUAUCACCCGGCACACGAAUUAAACUCCAACUGUGGGACACGGCGGGCCAGGAGAGAUUCAGACAAAGUUUCCUCCAUGUUGUGACAUGGGCCGAAGAAGCACGACUCCACGUCGCCCCCCGACACGUUUCAUUCGCUCUCGUCGGGCAGAAAUGCGACCUAGAGGAACAUAGACAGGUACCAACAGAAGAAGCGUCCAACUUUGCACGUUUACACAAGAUGCCAUUUAUUGAAGCUUCAGCCAAGAACGGGAAGAACGUGGAAAAGUCGUUUGUUAUGUUGACCGAACUUAUAUACAGAUUAAUACAGUCCGGUGACAUCAUAAUGGAUGAACAAUGGGACGGGAUUAAAUGUGGUUUGGUCCCGAAACCUCUAAGUUUGGAUGAGGACGAAAAUAAGUCGUGCUGCGCUUGAUGUGGAUGUGGUGGACCUGGUGCUCAUGAAGUGUCGGGUUCAAGUGCUACAAAGUAUGUUACAAACAAAAUUCAAACCAAACGAAUAGUUUACUAUAAAAUGUACAUAUUUUUCCUAGAAUGGCAUCAAGUCUUUUAUUCAAAUAGAAUCAUGAUGUCAUUUAUGCAAAACAUCUCGUGUUGGUUGUGUUUGACUUUUGUUUGUCACUUAUAAUCCUUUGGACUAUUCUUUAUAUUACCUGGUGGUUAUUUUGUUGCAGUAUAAACUAACUUAUCGCAUCUGUAGCAGUAUUCUAUUUCAGCCAAAAACAUUUUAUUGUUUUUACAGAGUUUUUUUUAAAUGUUGUAAAUUUAUAUUUCCGCAAAUUUGUUUCAUUUUCUUCAAUCAUUUCUUCAACAUAGAUGUUUUAUUGAAUCAUAGAUUUUAUGGUGUUUUGUUAUGUUUCUAUUUAUGGUGUUUUGUUUUUUUUGUGUCGUCAGGUUUUUACAAAGUCCUAUUAAGUAUGCAGUUGCCACAUAUGGUACCUAAGGUUGGCGCCAUAUUGUUAUUACUUCUUUUGCACAAAGUUAUUGCACUGUUACGUCAUAAUGCUUGGUGUUGUUUAAUAAAACUUUUAAAGGGAAA
Molecule: messenger RNA, 1349 nt
Organism: Ciona intestinalis (vase tunicate)
Lineage: Eukaryota; Metazoa; Chordata; Ascidiacea; Phlebobranchia; Cionidae
Source: RefSeq, a predicted model, not a curated record